Molecule: messenger RNA, 1546 nt
Organism: Pundamilia nyererei
Lineage: Eukaryota; Metazoa; Chordata; Actinopteri; Cichliformes; Cichlidae
Gene: npy7r
Product: neuropeptide Y receptor Y7
Exons: 2
Coding region: 137-1252 (371 amino acids)
Biological process (GO): G protein-coupled receptor signaling pathway
Cellular component (GO): membrane
Molecular function (GO): neuropeptide Y receptor activity
Source: RefSeq, a predicted model, not a curated record
CCAGGCGCUGCACGCUGGGAGGAGCUUCGAGAUUUUUUCCCACUUGUUUCAUGACACUCUCCGGUGAAGACACGUUUGCACAAAGGAGAUAUAGGGGGACAGGUGUAAAGUCAGCCUUGAUCUAGCAUCUUCCAAAAUGAGCCCACCGGACAUAUCCAACAGCACGGGAGAAGACGAGGCUAGAGAAACCGAUCCCUUGUUUCUGCUUAACGACAGCAUGGGCUUGCACCAGCCUGGAUACCACACUGACAUCAUCAAGCACCUUGGAGUCCAGAUCAGCCUGAUCACAGCUUACUCGCUUAUCAUCCUGCUGGGGCUGCUGGGCAAUGCUCUCGUCAUCUACAUGAUAGUUCGCUACAGAAACAUGCGAACAGUCACCAACUUCUUCAUAGCUAACCUGGCCCUGGCAGACCUUCUCGUGAACACCUUCUGUUUGCCCUUCACGCUGGUUUACACUCUUCUAGAAGAGUGGACAUUUGGGGCUGUGUUGUGCCACAUGGUGCCCUUUGCCCAGGCUCUGAGUGUGCACGUAUCCAUCCUCACCAUGACUGUCAUAGCUCUGGAGCGCUAUCGCUGCAUCGUGUUCCACCUCGGAAUGCGGCUCACGUGGCACUCGAGCUUCCUCAUCAUGGCAUUCACCUGGACUGUGUCUGCUGUCCUGGCAGCACCCCUCGCCAUCUUCAGAGAGUUCCGCUACGAAGAGAUCCCGUCGAUCAACCAGCGCUUUCCCGUCUGCACUGAAAAGUGGCCCCAAGUGACCAGCAGGGAUGGGCUCAUCUUCAGCCUCUCAAUGCUCCUCCUGCAGUAUAUCAUUCCUCUAGCCAUGAUCAGUUACGCCUACAUCUGCAUCUGGGUCAAACUGAGAAAUCACAUCAGCCCAUCAAGCCGCAAUGACAGCAUCAACCGCCGCAAAAAGACCACAAAGAUGCUGGCGCUUGUGGUGGUGGUGUUUGCCAUCUGCUGGCUGCCCUUCCAUGCCUUUCAGCUGGCCAUCGACCUGGACCUGGUGCUCAGGCUCGAGGAGUAUAAACUAAUAUACACCGUGUUCCACAUUGUGGCUAUGUGUUCAACUUUUACCAACCCUCUCCUGUACGGAUGGAUGAAUAAAAACUACAGGAAUGGCUUCCUCAUGGUGUUCCGGUGCGAAGACAAGCCGGAUACUUUCCACCUGGAAGGCUCAUUCAGGACUCGCUCCUUGAGGAGGAUGACUCUGAACGGCCGUAACGGCGGACACCCUCCCACUGCUGUGUGACUUGAUUUGCACGUUUCAAGGCAUCUGUAGUAUAUGAACGUAUGCGCGCCCCUCUGCUCCGUUGGCGUUUGUCUUUCAAAAAGUAGCCUUUUUUUUUUUACUUUAAUGGUUUGAUCUUGAGUAUCUGUGUCACUGGAGAAGACCCAAAGCUUUGCAUGCAAAUUGCUUCAUGUGAAGUUCUUUUUCCUUUGCUAACAGCACUAGUAAAAACAACUAUUAAGAAAUGUGUUUAAGGUGUUUACUUAGGUGUUAUUUAACUAGGUACAGUGUAUAAUGUGUUCUCGUGUAAAAUGA